Molecule: messenger RNA, 714 nt
Organism: Bactrocera tryoni
Lineage: Eukaryota; Metazoa; Arthropoda; Insecta; Diptera; Tephritidae
Exons: 1
Coding region: 1-714 (237 amino acids)
Source: RefSeq, a predicted model, not a curated record
AUGGCUGAUAUAAUUAUGCGCCACACAAAUAAGUUAGCUAAAGAAACUUAUAAUGCUUACAACAAUGCGCAUCCAAACGCAACUCCUAAGUCAUGGACGCCUGUGUCAAUAACAGAGCUGUAUGCAUCUUUUGGCAUACUUAUUAUGACUGGUGCGAACCAUAGCAAUGGAGAACUUGUUCGAGAUUUAUGGAGCGUCAAAAACUAUCCUUUAUGUCGCGCCACAAUGGCAGUCAACCGUUUCUGUUCGAUAUUGCGGUUCAUAAGAUUUGACGAUAAAAACACUCGUGCAACACGCUUACUAACUGAUAAAGCAGCACCGAUCAGUGAGUUAUGGACGAUGAUGAACAAUAAUCUUACUGCACAUUACAAGCCCAGCUCAUGCUUGACGAUUGAUGAACAAUUAUUUCCUUACAGUGGACGCACACGGAUUACGCAGUGCAUACCGUCAAAACCUGCUAAAUAUGGUGUCAAGGUUUGGUGGAUUUGCGAUGCCACAAAUGUAUAUCCACUGCAUGGACAAAUAUUUACUGGCCAAGCAGAAACUGGUAGGGAAACAAACCAAGGCGAACGAGUGGUGAAGUAUUUGUCUGCCAAAUACCAAGGAAGUGGCCGAAACAUUACAAUGGACAAUUUGUUUACGACCUUGCCAGUUGCGGAACUGCUUCUCACCUGGAAAUUCAUGAUCGUUGGAGCUUUGCGCAAAAACAAAUGA